AUGGCUGUGUGGCCAUGGCUGUGUGGCCAUGGCUGUGUGGCCAUGGCUGUGGCCAUCACACAGAGCUACAGCAACAGCUUUUACUUUCAUGUUUUAACUGAAAUUCAAACUGCCCUCUUUUUCUCUUUCACCAGCUUUGACACAAACCCUCUGAGGAGACACACCUUUUGGACCAUAACCGUUGGAGGGACAUUUGUCUGGAUCAGUAUCUAUGGGAUCAACCAGGCCCAGGUUCAGAGAUACAUCUCCUGCAAGAGCCUCACUCAUGCCAGACUAUCUCUGUACAUCAAUCUGUUAGGCCUGUUGUCCAUCUUGCUGUGCUCAGUGUUUGCAGGAAUGUGUCUCUUCUCAGUCUAUAAGAACUGUGACCCAUGGACAGCCGGACUGGUUUCUGCUCCCGAUCAGUUGAUGCCAUAUUUGGUGAUGGACAUCUUGGGAGACUACCCUGGCCUUCCUGGACUGUUUGUUGCAGCUGCUUACAGUGGAUCCCUAAGCACAGUGUCUUCCAGCAUCAAUGCGCUGGCUGCAGUGACAGUAGAGGACCUGAUCAAACCGUACAUCAACAUGUCUGAGAAACACCUGUCCUGGACCUCAAAAGGACUGAGUCUCAUAUAUGGGGUUCUAUGUAUUGGAAUGGCUGGACUGGCUUCACUCAUGGGAGGGAUCUUGCAGGCAGCCAUCAGCAUAUUUGGGGUCAUUGGGGGUCCUUUACUCGGCCUGUUUACAUUGGGUAUCCUCUGUCCAUUUGCCAACUCAAAAGGCGCUUUGUCAGGCCUUCUGUCAGGGUUGGUUGUGUCUCUGUGGGUGGGCAUCGGAGCCCAGAUAUACCCUCCCCCUCCCGAAAUGACCCGACCCCUGUCACUGACCACUGAGGGCUGUAACUUCACCACUACAGACAGCCUCAACUGGACCUCCACUGCUCUGCCAACAGAACCAGCCUCCAUCACCACAGCCCCAUUACACAACAUUGACGGCAAGCCUCUGCUGGCAGAUAACUGGUACUCUCUGUCCUACCUUUACUUCAGUCCUAUUGGAACCAUAGUAGCUAUCAGUGUGGGACUAUUAGUCAGCCUGUUUACAGGAGGCUGGAAGCUGAAAGUGGAAUCAAAGCUCACAUUAAUGAAAGAGGACACAACUCUUUAUCAUCUGGUCAAAAUUUUCAAAGAGAGAGUCAUGAGACGAUCAGGAACGCUUGACCUGACGAGGGACAGAGAGAAGAAAUUUGGCAGCACUAAUCCUGCUUUCUGUGACGUUGAGCUGGACUUAACCAAAAGCAGCAUCCCCACAUGA
This is a messenger RNA of Morone saxatilis (striped sea-bass), 1290 nucleotides long. Its product is annotated as sodium-coupled monocarboxylate transporter 1-like. Gene Ontology annotation, molecular function: organic acid:sodium symporter activity. Gene Ontology annotation, cellular component: membrane. The record is from RefSeq and is a predicted model, not a curated record. The transcript is spliced from 11 exons. NCBI's taxonomy places the organism in Eukaryota, Metazoa, Chordata, Actinopteri, Moronidae. Bases 1 to 1290 code for a protein of 429 amino acids. Gene Ontology annotation, biological process: sodium ion transport; propanoate transmembrane transport.